Messenger RNA from Pyricularia oryzae 70-15, 207 nucleotides. RefSeq lists its product as uncharacterized. The record is from RefSeq and is a predicted model, not a curated record. The transcript is spliced from 3 exons. Lineage: Eukaryota; Fungi; Ascomycota; Sordariomycetes; Magnaporthales; Pyriculariaceae. The coding region runs from base 1 to 207 and encodes 68 amino acids.
AUGGGUGGCGCAAACCGUGAAGGCGGCAAGGCCAAGCCUCUCAAGGCUCCCAAGAAGGGCAACAAGGACCUCGACGACGACGACAAGGCUUUCCUCGAGAAGAAGCGCGCCGAGGAGAAGGCAAAGAAGGAGAUGGCAGACAAGGCCAAAGGCAAGGGACCUCUUAACACAGGUACCCAGGGUAUCAAGAAGAGCGGAAAGAAAUGA